CUUGUUGCAACGGAGGCUGCAGGUGAUGUGCUGGUAACAGGCAAUGAUGGACAGCAUGCAGAAGAAAAUUCUAGCAACGUCACAACAAAUGUUUUCAGAAAAACAUUACAAGUGACGCAGGCAAGUGGUCACUGCGCUAGAAAUCUGGAAUCGCACAUACCAGGAAUAUUUUGUGGGCGAAAUGUGCGGUUAACCGGUGGUCCUCAACAUUUUGUUCGUUUGACGGUUGAGAGCAGCUGCUUAGUCUGUAAUUCUGGCCGUCUACCUUCAUUCCAGCUGAUCUCUAAUCUUCAUUCAAUGAUGGAGGAAGAAACUAUACCAGUCGUGGACAUAAGUGCUUUCACUGAGUAUGAAAAAACCCACGACGCAGCUCUUAUAGAAGAUCUCAUAAAUCAAUGGAAAAAAGCCUUUCAAUCGAUUGGCUUCGUUAUAGUUACAGGACAUGGAGUUCCAGAAACAGUCUGUGAAAAUUUCCAUGGUGACUCUAUGACGUUCUUUUCAGCACCAUUGGCAGAGAAAUCAUGUCUCGAUUUGAAAAAUGGUUACGGAAAAGGCGGUUACGUCGGCCUGGGAAAAGAAGUCGUAGGCAAAACCAAUAUUUAUAACAAGAAUGAUAAUUUGCUGCAAAAGACCACGGAGCAGAAUGGAAAGCAAAAUGUUGUUCCUGAUUAUGUGGAAACUCUGGAAUUCCUGCGAGGAUAUGACGAUGAAGAUAUCCCUGAUACUCUGCCUGAAAGUCCAAACACUUUCGGUAGCAGCCUUUAUGCGUAUUGGGAUUGCCUGAAGACAUUUUACCACAGACUUUUUCGCAUCUCUGCUUUAGCUCUUGGUCUAGAUGAAGAUCACUUUGAGCAGUUUUUCACUGAGCCAUAUGAAAGAUUGAGACUUGCAUUUUACCCUGCUCAAGAUACACAACAGGCAGCCCCGGGACAAUUAAGGUAUGGACCCCAUACAGAUUAUGCCUGUUUUGCCAUUGUAAAGUCAGAUGAUGCUCCAGGAGGCUUAGAGGUGUUAGGCAAGCAAGGUAACUGGAUCCCAGUGCAAUGGAUAGCAGGCUCAUUUAUAGUUAAUGCUGGAGAUUUGAUGCAAAGAUGGACCAAUGAUUGCUGGCGUUCAGUUGUACACAGAGUAGCCAAUCCUCCUGCUACAGAUUGCAGCCGCCCUCGACUCUCAAUUGUCUUAUUUGUUGGCCCAAACAGAAAUACAACAAUCAAGGCACUUGAGACUUGUUGUUCAGAAGAAAAUCCGGCAAAGUACAAACCAAUUCUUUGCAAGGAACAUUUGAGUAGAAAGAUUAAAAUCAGUAGUGUGAGCACAUAAUGAGUUUUUAACUUCACUAAGUUAAUAGGUGGUAAUAUAUUUUGGGUGUUAAAUAGAAACCUGUGGUUAAAUCAAAAGUUUCAAUUUCCAUUUCCGCAGGGGUCUAAAUUUUCAUUUCUUUCAUUUUCUUGUUUAGUCUCUAUAGCAAUAUUGGUUUUAAACAGCUAUAUUCUUAGUCAAUCUUAGUGUUCUAUGAUAUCUAACUUCCCUUAAAAGCUAUGUUUGUUUCUUCGGAUGUUUUUUAGUUCAUUUAAUGUUAUGAAAAAACUAGUUGAGUAGGCAAAACAGUUUACAAUGGCAAACCUAGCCUUUGUAAUUCUAGAAAUAGAGAAUAUUUAUCAAAUAUUUGUUUGCCCAAAUCAUGACAAAUCUUUGUUCAUAUAUUGUAUUAUGCUUCUUAUUGCUCAUUUUGCAAUUUAUUUAUAGUUUUUAGAAGCACUUUUAUUUAUAUGUUGAGGAAUUAUGAUUGUAGGAGAGCCUGCAGUUCCCCUAAGAUUUGAAGGCUCACUGUUGCAUUGCUUAUUGGCUUUUCAUGUACAGCAAGCGUGACACAUUGCUUUCUGUUGGAUAACCAAUACCAUUGUUUUGCUAUACUUGUAAACAAGGCCUUCUGAUACAAUUCAUUUUUGUCUUUGUGAAGUGGGUUUUCGUGUACAGAAAAAUUGUCGAAGUGUGACACAUUGUUUUGUUUUGUUAGACCAAUCAUGCGAUUAAACAGAGCAAUAGUGUGCCCUUUAGGUUCUAUACAAGAAUUUUCCUCCCAAACGCACAAGACCUAGCAAGAUACACAAGACUUCUGUAUAAACAGCAGCAAGACAAUGUUUAUUGUUUUUGUCCUAUUCUUUAUUCACACAAGAUGUUUGAAACUCUAUAAAUACCUUCUUUGUGACCCAUGUAAUGCAAUGGUCUUCCCAAAUUUUUCUAUGCAAUUGUUGAGUAUUAUAUUAUUUAUCAUAUUUAAUUUUUCAACAUUUCUGCAAUGCCUCAGUAUACUUUAUUUACCAUCUUUAUUCUUAUUUUUCUAUCUGUUUAUUCAAGGAUACAGUAUAUACAGUAAUAAAAUUGAAGUAUAUCUUUGCAGUAUGUAUAUGUAUAAUCUUUUGUUUAAUUGAACGUAUAGUAUAUUUUGAGGUAUAUUUUUAGGAUGGUGGUUUGAAUGGAAA
Messenger RNA from Rhopilema esculentum, 2483 nucleotides. RefSeq lists its product as uncharacterized. The record is from RefSeq and is a predicted model, not a curated record. Lineage: Eukaryota; Metazoa; Cnidaria; Scyphozoa; Rhizostomeae; Rhizostomatidae.